Camellia sinensis is the source of this 1183-nucleotide messenger RNA. Lineage: Eukaryota; Viridiplantae; Streptophyta; Magnoliopsida; Ericales; Theaceae. The record is from RefSeq and is a predicted model, not a curated record.
UCCACCAACACGUAUAGCAGAUCUUCCUACAAUUUUCUACGGUGCUCUACGUAAUGUUCUACAUCUGGCCGUCGAAGCCAUUUCAAUGGUGCCAAAUGCACAAUAUUUUCUACUCACUUCCAUCUACGAGCUUGAAUCCCACACCAUUGACACUCUAAAGCAAACAAUUCCUAUCCCCAUAUACUCCAUCGGUCCAGCAAUACCUUACUUCAAACUAGGAGACAAUGAGAAUCUCUCUAACAAUUUCUACAUGCAAUGGCUAGAUUCUCAACCCAAAGCCUCGGUCUUGUACAUAUCACAAGGUAGUUUCCUUUCUGUUUCGGCAGCCCAAAUGGAUGAAAUCAUUGCUGGGGUGCAUGACCACGGCAUUAGGAUAUUUUGGGUGGCGCGUGAUGAAGCUUCUCAGAUUAAAGAGGCUGGAUGUGGCGACAACAGGUUGGUGGUGUCGUGGUGUGACCAAUUGAAUGUGUUGUGCCAUCCUUCGGUAGGCGGGUUUUGGUCACACUGCGGGUGGAAUUCCAUCAAGGAAGGUAUUUUUGCUGGCCUUCUGUUUCUUACUUAUCCAAUGUUUUUGGACCAAGUACCAAAUUCCAAGACCGUUGUGGAGGAUUGGAAGAUUGGGUGGAAGGUGAGGAGAGGAAUGGGUGAUGAAAUGCAUUUGGUAACGAGAGAAGAAAUUGCUAGACUUGUUCAGAGGUUUAUGGAUUCAGAGACUGAUGAAGGGAAAGAAAUGAGGAGAAGAGCCGCAGAACUCAAGGAGACUUGCCGGCAAGCCACUUCGGUAGGUGGGUCUGCCGAAACUAACAUUGAUGCUUUCAUUAAGGACAUUUCACAAUCCCAUGAUCAUUAGAUUAAAUUAUGUAUUUUGUUCUCAUUGAUUAGAUUGUUGUUUGAAGAUUGUCAUAGUGUUUGCAAUAAAUUUCAUGAGAAGUGCAAGUUCAAACUGAGAUUAAACUGUUGACCAAAUGUUAUUUAAAUCUGGCAAAUAGGCUAAGUGUUUUACAACAUUUUGAUUAGUGUAUGAUGUUUUAUUCUAAGUGUAAUUCAAGGAUCACAAAACUUUCAUGAUUAUUUUCAUGAAAGGUUUUUCAUGAUACCUAACAUUGUUGUUGAUUGAUAUGCCAUAAACAUAAUUCAUGAUGAGAUCCUGGAAAUUUCGCCUUAAUAGCACUUGAAAUUACUU